Messenger RNA from Tachyglossus aculeatus (Australian echidna), 1249 nucleotides. It is a transcript of the gene DAP, whose product is annotated as death associated protein. The coding region runs from base 5 to 487 and encodes 160 amino acids. The transcript is spliced from 5 exons. Gene Ontology annotation, molecular function: death domain binding. NCBI's taxonomy places the organism in Eukaryota, Metazoa, Chordata, Mammalia, Monotremata, Tachyglossidae. Gene Ontology annotation, biological process: apoptotic signaling pathway; cellular response to amino acid starvation; negative regulation of autophagy. The record is from RefSeq and is a predicted model, not a curated record.
GUGUAUGUGUGGGGGGGAGGUGCGCGUGUGGGCGCGCAUGCGCACCUUCAGCUCCGUUAGCAGGAUUCCCAGCCCAGGCCCAAUUGCAGCUCCCAGUUGCAUUGCAAAGGAGCAAAGAGCGGCUGUAGACAGGAUGUCAUCGCCUCCCCAAGAGAAAAUAGAAACCAAAGCUGGACAUCCUCCUGCGGUAGAAAGACUAACUGGAUCCAACAUCUUCAUUCUGUUAUUGCAAGUAAAAGCUGGUGGGAUGCGAAUUGUGCAGAAACACCCACACACUGGGGAACCCAAAGAAGAAAAAGAUAAGGAUGAUCAAGAGUGGGAAAGUACCAGUCCACCUAAACCAACUGUGUUCAUCUCUGGUGUACUUGCAAGGGGUGACAAAGACUUCCCUCCGGCAGCAGCACAGGUGGCUCACCAGAAACCUCACGCCUCCAUGGAAAAGCAUCCUUCACACAAACAGCAGCACAUCCAACAGCCUCGCAAGUGAACAGCCUGCCAGGAAGUCAGCAAGCCUCAAACUCACUGAAUAUGUUUUUAGGAGGAGGAGGAGGAUUCGUAGUUUCUCUAAAGUUUGACAUUUACAGAUCAGAGAGAUUUAAGACAAAGUGGCUUGGGUGGAGGGGGGAAGCAAUUCUUACUUUCCCUUAAAUUUCUGAAAAGGCCUCAAGUAUAACACCCCAUUAAUCCAAAUGGAAAUUAUGCUUCUGCUCCAAAUUAUUUGCUUACCAAGAAUCAUUACCCAAAUGUAUCCUUACCUCCAGUUUAACACAGAAAUAUAGCUGAUCUUUAUUUGCCCAAGACCAAAUCUAAAUAAAACAAGUAUCAUUUUAGUGCUAGAAACCCUCUGGUGCAGACCAUAAACAAUCAUGAAGUAGUUUUAAUGUUUAAAAUAGUAGUGCACUAAUCUUUAGGAAGAUGGUUAAGGUUAAAAAAGAGGUCAUAUUGCACUCCCAUUUUUACGGAACACUAGAGGGUUGAGUCCAGAGCAAAGUGCAAAAGCCUAUUUAAAUUUACAUUUUCUGGCAAAAGUGUCUUUCAAAACAAAGUGCUCUCUGUUCUCUUCCUUCAAGUCACAAUUACCAAAUAGUUUUAACCAUGCCAAAGAAAGGGUACAGAGGGCAAUAUUGCCUGCCUUUGCAAAAGGCAGAGAAACCUGUUUCCCAUGAGGCGGCAUCCACCUUGAGAAGCAGUAUGGCCUAGUGGAAAGAGCGUGCGCUGGGUGUCGGAGGAUCUGGGUUCUAAUUCCAGC